GAGCACCACUUGGUCUAGUCUUGGAUCCAAUCUCCGAGUAUAUCAUCAGCCCUAGGAAUAACUCCCUGGCGCAGAAGACUUGCGAACGACCUUUUCCAGCAUUCAGAGGCUACCUCUGCAGAAACACACAAACGACGCAAUGGAAAAGAACUCAGCGAACAACAUCAAAUACCUGCCUACCGUUGAGGCCUAUAAUCAAUGGGCCAAAAUCUACGACACAGAUGGGAACUUUCUGCAAGCCAUCGACGACAUUGAAAUGACGCGAUUGUUGCCUCAUCUAGUCUCGUCAAUAAACGAGGUAAACAAGUCUAAGCCUUGGCGACUCGUUGACCUGGGAUGCGGCACUGGCCGCAACACCGCCCUCUUGCUUGGUCUCGAAGACGUUCAGGUUGUCGCACUUGACGCCAGCCCCGGAAUGCUUGAAAUCGCCAAAGUACGUCUCGAGAAACUCCACGGGAGUAACGCUACGGACCAAAAGAAGCUGGCAACUCUUACCCUCAAGGUGUUCGACCUCAUCAACUCGCCUACAACCCCCGAAGAGGCCGACAAUGCAGAUGGGAUCAUCAGCACGCUGGUGGUCGAGCACAUACCAUUGCCGGACUUCUUCCGCCACGUUUCACAGAUGCUCAAGCCGGGCGGCGUGCUGCUUCUCACCAACAUGCACUCCGACAUGGGUGCCAUCAGCCAAGCGGGGUUCGUGGACGAGACGACUGGGGAAAAAGUCAGGCCAACGAGCUAUGCGCACACGAUGGAGAGCGUUCUGGACGAGGCAGCCAAAUGGGGACUUGAACCGAUCGGAGGACCUGACUGCUUGCAGGAGCGAAUAGUCACAGAGGAAAUGGUCAAGGGAUUAGCUCGGGGACUAUGGUGGAUCUCAAUCGCGGUCGCGUCAUACUACGUUUGA
Molecule: messenger RNA, 904 nt
Organism: Pyricularia oryzae 70-15
Lineage: Eukaryota; Fungi; Ascomycota; Sordariomycetes; Magnaporthales; Pyriculariaceae
Product: methyltransferase small domain-containing protein
Exons: 2
Coding region: 140-904 (254 amino acids)
Source: RefSeq, a predicted model, not a curated record